AUGGAUUCCCCUCGAUCCGCGUCGUCCAAUCCCUCUGCCGGAAGUCACCUUCGACGAGCGACGACUUCUGAAUCUAGCAGCUCUACCAGGUCUGUUCGCCGUCGAACUCGUUCUCUAAGACCCUCUGACUCGUCUUCGACGGAUUCAGAUGCGGCUCAAUUCGAAGAGAUAAAGCGUCGUCUUGCUCCCGGAUCUGCAGUCCCUAGCUCUUCUGGGCUUACUUUCAAGAUUCCUUCCUUGAUAGACGAGCCUAUGAACGAUGGCUUGUCUUCUCCUAAUUUGGACGAUGUCCCUUUGCCAACCGUGAAUCUCUUCAAUCAUAUGCCGGCGACGUCGAUAAAAAUUGAUGCGGCAGUUGACGCACUUCGUAUCGGGAAAUUAAAAGUUGAUGUGACAGUUGUUGCGGAUCGUCCCAGGAAACUGAACACGAAACCGAAGAUCUUGAUUCCGAACGCCUUUCAACGUCCCUGGGAUGCACCUUCCGGUUUUAUUUGUCUUUCAGAGAAAUACUUCACCGAGUGCGGACUCACCUUUCCUCUUCCGUCUUUUUUGAUGACGUAUUUUGCUCGUCGAAAGGCGGCUAUUUCCCAAUUUGCCCCGGCGACCUUUCGAAAUGCUGUCGGACUUUCGAUCAUGGCCGAGGCUGCAGGGGUCAAGCUCACUUGUGAUCACUUCAAAGAGUUGACGUGUCUGAAUCCGUCGAGUCGGGAGAAGGCUCCUGGGCUUUAUUACGUAGCCUCGGGAAAGAAGACGACGCUCGUCGAGGGUGCCAAGGGUAAAACGUAUAACUGGAAAGGCUCAUAUUUCUUUUUGGAAGUUGCCGCGGGGGUUAUGGAGGAUCCGUCGAUCCCUUGGUUUUCUGGGUGGAACCCUUCACCCGUUGUUAUUCCGAGGUGUUUGCUUCCAUACCCUUCUUCUUUCCGAGCUGAAAUAGACGCGAUUAAGCUCCGCUGCCCAUUCGUUUGGCCGGGAACCGAGGGUAGAAAGGAUCGUCCGCGGAAGUUAGCAUCUAGCCGAAGACCAAGGGCUGAGACUAUGGGGAAACUGAAUUUGAACGUUCCUAAUGCAUCCGCUCGCUAUCGCCAAGCUCCAGAGCCGUCGUCUCGGUCGGCUCCCCGACAGGAUGUUCGUCGAGGUUCCGAUCCCCCAGCUGCAGGAUCGUCCAAAAAGGUCCCCCCUUCCCCUCGUCGAGCUGUGGAAACCCGUCAAAGGUCUCCCCCGCCUAACCGCCAUACUGGCCCUGAAGAGACGCUCCCAAGGAGGAAGGUGGACGGGACUCCUGGUCGCAUUGCCGACCCUCCACAAAGGUCACAGAAAAGGAAAGAUGGCCCUGAACAAGAGCCAUCUGUCCCGCUAAAGAAGUCGAAGUCGGUCGACUUCAGCUGGGAUUUUGCCCAUUCAUCUGGAGCUCGUCCCUUUCCGUCUGACUCGCAGUCUUGUGCCGAGUUGUUUCGAAAGAUUCAUUACGGCGAAGGUCGUCUCUCCUCUGUUGAAAGGAUGAAAGAGUCCGAUGCUGUCACCGAAGUUGCUCAAGCGUCUUUUGAGUUUAUUGCGCGUAUUAACCGCAUGGCGACCCGCUACGAACGUCGUGUUCGAGACCUGGAACGUUCAGGGGCGUCGAAUGAGAGGAUUGAGCGCCUCGAGGCUCAAUUGGGGGAUGCAGUUCGGUCAAACCAGAGGCUUAGCGACCUUGUGGCCAAGCUCGAACAUCACCGGAGUGGGCUUAUCAAAGAACGGGAUUCUCUUUCGACGAAGCUUAAGGAGUCCGAAGCUUCCUGCAAUGGUCUGAAGCUAACCCUUAGCUCGGAGACGAGAAGGCUCAGGGAUCGGCGUNUUUUUUUUUCAGUUGUUAUUCCGAGGUGUUUGCUUCCAUACCCUUCUUCUUUCCGAGCUGAAAUAGACGCGAUUAAGCUCCGCUGCCCAUUUGUUUGGCCGGGAACCGAGGGUAGAAAGGAUCGUCCGAGGAAUGCGACUCGUGAUGGUCGGCUUACCCUUUUAGUGCGAGCUAGGACUCGGCUUAAAGUAACCGGGGGCGACCGUUAA
Molecule: messenger RNA, 2043 nt
Organism: Camelina sativa (false flax)
Lineage: Eukaryota; Viridiplantae; Streptophyta; Magnoliopsida; Brassicales; Brassicaceae
Source: RefSeq, a predicted model, not a curated record